GUAGAUUUUAGUCUCUGUUCAUGCUGCUUGGCACUUUGUAGAACCAGCUUCUGUUAGUAUCUAACGUCAAGAAUCAGAUUAACUGUACAAUGGGCCUGCAGAAUGGAGUAUGAUAUUGAUUUCUACAAACAUUUUGCUUGGCUUAAAAAGGGUAACCUGCAUUCAUCUGGCAACAGUGAGUCCUACCAGGAGCGAUUAUCACGUCUGGAAGGAGAUAAAGAGUCACUAAUUCUGCAGGUGAGUGUGCUGACAGACCAGGUGGAAGCUCAGGGGGUGAAAAUCAGCGAUCUAGAGAGUUCUCUGGUGGAACAUCAACACAAACUCAACUCCACAGAGGAGAUGCUGCAGCAGGAGCUCCUGCAUAGGACGUCACUGGAGAACCAGAAGCUGAGUCUUAUGGGGGAGGUGUCCUACCUGAAACUAAAGCUGGCAGACAUGGAGGGAAAACAGAGCCAUGGGGCUGAAAGGCAGCACAAAGCAGAGAGCGUAGUGAAUUUCAUUAGUGAGCUGCAGGAGCAGAUGUGUAGGUUUCAGAAAGAGAUCAAUAGCAAGAUCCAGGAGAAAAAGGCCUCAGAGAUCCAAGCUGACAGCGACUCUCCAGUGGCAUGGCCCACUGGCUCCAUUGAGGGCCAGGGCUCAAAUCCUGGCCCCUCAUGUGACAGAGCUACAGGGGUGACACACAAACUAGACGAGGCUCCAGAAGGGCCUGAUGGGAACACACACAGCCUGGGAGAGAGUAGCUCAGAUGCAGAGCACCAGUGCCACUGUGGAGGAGAAAAUGGUUUGCUGAAGGAGCUCAGGAUUCUCAAGGACAAGGUGGAACACCUGGAGGAUCAGAAGUUACAGUACGAAAAGAAACUUAAAGCAACAAAGGCAGAGAUCACCAGCCUUCAGCAGCUUCUGCUCAGUAAGAAUGCUGAGAUUGAGAGCUUGCACACUCAGCUGCUGGCCAGGCCCUCUCUUUCCACCGACAGCUCAGAGAGAGAUCAGGAGCUGCAGAGGCUUAGGAGUGGAAUGAAAUCGCUGGUAGCUGCCAAUGAUGAAAAGGACCGGCGUAUAGAGGAGCUCACUCUGCUCCUGAAUCAGUGCAAGCAAAUUAGAGAGGUCAAUCACAUCACAAGGCAAGUGCCACCUGCUGUUCGUUCAUUGUCAAAUGGUAGGACUCCUUCAAGCAGCAGUGAGGAAGAAGAACAGAUGCUGAUGAAGAAUGCUGACUCUGCCAGUGCAAAGUCUGAGGAUGUAAAGUCUGAAGUGUCCACAAACAGUUCUUCCUCCCAGCAAGCAUAUAUUUCAUCAGACCAGAAGGACAGUGAUUGCAGAACGGAAGUGCAGACUUUAUCAAGUAGCUUGAAUGACUUAACAAAUGGACCAUCACAAAAGGUAUCUUUACUUGACACAAGAAGUCAGACGCUGCCUGUGAAUUCCUGUCUGACAGAGGAGAAUGUGAUCGGAGACAGUGGCAGUGAAAUCCAGAGUGAAAGGUCUCCAGAUGGGAGUGAAGAUGGAGACUCCAGCCAACGAAAGUUGGAGAAAGUUGACGACAGCACUUCAAGUGAUAAUUCUCCUGUUCAUUCUGGGGCAAAUACACAGCCUGGCCAGAGAGCUGUGGGAUCACCAGAAUACAUGAAGAAUAAUCGCAGCUUAAAGAGACUCUGGGGAAAACUUCGAAGAACCCAGUCUGGAGGGCUCCAGGCAGCAGAUCCAGACGCUGGUCAGUUUAGAAGAGGGGGGCUGCGUGCAACAGCAGGACCCAGACUGACCCGUACCCCUGAAUCUUAUGACCCUUCACGUGAUAUGAAUAUUCCAUUCAGUCAGUGGACCAAGGAGCAGGUGUGUGGCUGGUUAGAAGACUAUGGACUGGGCCAGUAUGUCAAUCUCACUAGACAGUGGGUUGAAAAUGGGCAGACGCUGCUGGCUGCCACACCUCAGGACUUUGAGAAGGAGAUGGGUAUGAAGAACCCUUUACACAGGAAGAAGCUGCAGCUAGCUCUGAGGGCAUUCACCACUAAAGUUAUAGAGAAGUCGGCAGAGCUGGACUACAUCUGGGUCACCCGCUGGUUGGAUGAUAUUGGUUUGCCCCAGUAUAAGGACCAAUUCCACGAGGCCCGUGUAGAUGGUCGGAUGAUACAGUACCUCACAGUGAAUGACCUCUUGACUCUAAAGGUGACCAGCCAGCUUCAUCAUCUCAGUAUUAAAUGUGCCAUCCAUGUCCUUCAUGCCAACAAGUUCAACCCUAACUGCCUUCGACGCAGGCCUGGAGAAGAGAAACAGCCCUCUCCUUCAGAGGUGGUACAGUGGUCUAACCAUCGUGUAAUGGAGUGGCUUCGAGCAGUUGAUCUUGCUGAAUAUGCUCCUAAUCUACGGGGCAGCGGUGUUCAUGGUGGGCUGAUUAUCCUGGAGCCUCGCUUCAGCUCAGAGACUUUGGCCUUGCUGUUAAAUAUUCCUCCACAGAAGACUUUGCUCCGCCGUCACCUCGCCACAGCCUUCUCUGCCCUUGUGGGGACUCAGGCCACACAGGAGAAGCGAGAAUAUGGCAAUGCCACAGGCCAUGUUCCCCUCACUACUACAGCUAAAGUGAAGCCAAAGAAGCUGGGCUUCACACAAUUCAGUCAUCUCAGAAAGAGGAAACCUGAUGAAUCUGCGGACUAUAUCUGCCCAAUAGACAGUGGAGCUCUGACAGUGAAUGGGGUCUCACGCUUGCCCUCUGCAGCACUCAGGGGCCUUAGCCCCAACUUGGACAGACAUGCUGAGAAUCAAGAGCAAGUGGAGAUAAAAGCCCAGUCUAAUGGCCACAAAGAAUAA
This is a messenger RNA of Scomber japonicus (chub mackerel), 2802 nucleotides long. RefSeq names its product PPFIA binding protein 2a (gene ppfibp2a). Gene Ontology annotation, cellular component: presynaptic active zone. Gene Ontology annotation, biological process: neuromuscular junction development. NCBI's taxonomy places the organism in Eukaryota, Metazoa, Chordata, Actinopteri, Scombriformes, Scombridae. Bases 103 to 2802 code for a protein of 899 amino acids. Gene Ontology annotation, molecular function: protein binding. The record is from RefSeq and is a predicted model, not a curated record. The transcript has 22 exons.